GGUUAUCUCCUCUGUAAUGAACCAUGGUGAAAUAAACCACGAUUUAUUUAAGUUUUAAAUUUAUGUAUGUAAGUCCAGGUAAACAUUUGCAAAUUAAUCUUAACUUGAGUUUUGAAUUGCUGUUUCUUUUUCCCCCUCAGGAUGAUGCCCAUCGGGGAUUAGAGGGGGCAUCCGCUCUGGGGGAAGUUGAAGCAGGCGAAAUAGAUCCUGAACCCUCCAAAGAGGACUUGGAAGUCUCGUCGGGAGCCUUGUCUCCUCGGAAGCCCAAAAGCACCUUGGGAGGAGUAGGGGACAGCCUCCUGGUCUCGAACCGAAAUGGGGAUGAUGGAGUCUGGACGCAAGCGACGGGAAGCGGAAAAGAAGGAGGGUGUUUGUCUCCAGAAUCAGAAGGCCUCUUGGCCGGCUCAAACUCUAGUCCCACCCCAGGGAGCAAAGGCCUACCUGGUCAUGCCGCCAAGACGUUCCCAUCAUCCCCCAGCAAAACAGCUGGGCCCAGCCGAGCCAAGAUGUCCCUUACCGGGACCAGCAAGUCCCCAUCUUCUAUCCAGAGUCUGGCUAUGCGCUUACUAACUAUGCCUGGAUCACGUCUUCCAGGUGAUUCUGGGUCUCCCACCACAGAAACCCCAACCCCAGCCCCAGAUUCAGCUCCUGCUCCAGCAGUGGCCUCUCCUGCUGCUCAGCCUUCAGCAUCAACCACUGAGGAAGUCAAACCCAAGGUUCACAGGGCUCGGAAAACAAUGUCAAAGCCCAGCAGUGUACACCAGGUGCCUGAAAAGAGAGUCUCUGAGAUGUUGCAUUUCCGUGUCUCGGAUGACUUGAGAAGCAUUUUGGAACCAGAAGAACCCGCAAAGCACAGGAAAUACGAUUACAUGACAGAUGCCUUGCACAAAAGGAUCCCCCUCUCGCUUCAGCGUUCAAGUCCCAGGGCUACCACAGAGAUCACGGUGACGGAGGAGAUGACGGCUCCCGCUACGGCUUCGCAGGACGAUGGAGGCCAAGAAUGGGAGACUGAAGUGGGGGAUGACUUCAGCCUCUUCUACGACAGCUACUCUGUGGACGGCCACAUCGAUUCGGACAGCAAGUCUGAUGCAGAUGUUACUGGAGAACAUAUGAGUGAGGAAGAGGAAGAAGAAGAGGAGGAGGAAGAAGAAGAGGAAGAGGAGGAGGAAGAGGAAGAAGAUGAUGAUGAUGAAGAUGAUGAGGAAGAGUCAGGAAACAUCUCUGAUAGAAGCACUGCCUCCAGCUCCAAACGCAAAGCCCGGAAGCGCUGGCGGCACGACAGUCCCUGGAUCAAACCAUCCCGAAAACGGAAGCGCAAAGAGCCACAUCCCAAGGAAAACAAAGGUCUGAAUGGUGGCCCGUCAGCCACCCAGAGCGAGUAUACGGAGGUGCCUCUUGGCUGCCUGGAGCUGCCCAACGAGGGGGCACUGUCCCCCAACAAUGCCGGUGUGUCUAAUGAGACAAGUUCGCUGGAAACCGAACGCUUUGAGGAACUUCCGUUGUGUUCUUGCCGCAUGGAAGCUCCAACCAUUGAGCGGCUUAGCCAGCAGGCUGGAAAUCAGUGCAUGGCAACCGAGAGUGCUGACGGGGAGCUAAAUGGCUGCAGCAGCAGCAUCUUGAAGCAAGAAACGAUGCGUCCCUCCAGCCGGGUUCCCCUCAUGGUCCUGUGCGAAACCCAUCGCGCCCGGAUGGUGAAGCAUCACUGCUGCCCUGGAUGUGGCUACUUCUGCACGGCGGGUACCUUUCUGGAGUGCCACCCGGACUUCCGUGUGGCCCACCGCUUCCACAAGGCGUGCGUUUCUCAGCUCAAUGGCAUGAUCUUCUGUCCACAUUGUGGAGAAGAUGCUUCCGAGGCCCAGGAGAUCACCAUAGCCAAGGCGGACACCUCUACACCUGUCCCCAUCCCGCCGUCACAUAGCCAAGGCGCUUCCGAAUCCACCGGCCGUGCUGAUACCACCCAACCCAGUGCUCGGAUGCGUGGGGGCUCAGGUGUUGAACACCCACCAGAUGAUACGGUGGGCUUCGGCGGCCCAGGUAUUGAUAGCGCAGGACCACGGCUGACUCUUCCUAACGGGGCUGUGCUUUCAGCACAAGGAUUGCCAACAGGGGCUGGACGGGAGCAGCUAGAGCGAGCCCUGGUGGUACAGGAAUCCGAAAGGCGCAAGAAGCUGCGAUUCCAUCCACGUCAGCUCUACCUCUCCGUGAAGCAAGGGGAACUGCAGAAAGUGGUCCUGAUGUUGUUGGAUAGCUUAGACCCCAAUUUCCAGACUGAGCAACAAAGCAAGCGUUUCCCACUGCACGCUGCAGCACAGAAGGGCUACAUGGAAAUCUGCCACGUUUUGCUGCAGGCUGGAGCCAACAUAAAUACGGUGGACAAGUUGCGUCGAACCCCUUUAAUGGAAGCGGUUGCAAACAACCAUGUGGAGCUAGCACGCUAUUUGGUCAAGAGGGGUGGUUGUGUGUACACAAAGGAGGAUGAUGGAUCUACCUGUCUUCAUCACGCUGCCAAGAAUGGAAAUGUGGAGAUGGUCAGCUUGCUCCUUUCCACGGGACAGGUGGAUGUCAAUGCCCAGGAUAAUGGAGGUUGGACCCCUAUUAUCUGGGCUGCUGAGCACAAGCACAUUGAGGUGAUCCGUAUGUUGCUCACCCGAGGAGCUGACGUCACCUUGACUGACAACGAAGAGAACAUCUGCUUGCAUUGGGCCUCCUUCACAGGAAGCGCGGAGAUUGCCGAAGUCUUACUUAAUGCCCAGUGUGACCUCCACGCCGUCAAUUUCCACGGAGACACGCCUCUGCACAUCGCUGCCCGGGAGAGCUACCACGAUUGUGUCCUCUUGUUCCUGUCAAGGGGAGCUGACACGGAAAUACGGAACAAGGAGGGGGAUUUGCCCGUGGACCUGACCUUGGAGAACUCGGACGUUUGGUUUGCCCUUCAACUCAAUCGCAAGAUCCGCCAAGGCAUCCUCAACCGUUCGGUGCGCACGGAACGCAUCAUCAGCAGGGAUGUGGCUCGGGGCUACGAAAACGUGCCCAUUCCCUGUGUCAACUCUGUGGAUGAUGAACCCUGCCCAGAUGACUACAAGUACAUCUCCGAAAACUGCGAGACUUCCACCAUGAACAUCGAUCGCAAUAUCACCCACUUACAGCAUUGCACGUGCCAGGACGACUGUUCCUCCAGCAACUGUCUUUGUGGACAGCUCAGCAUCCGUUGCUGGUAUGACAAGGAUGGACGUUUGCUACAAGAGUUCAACAAGAUUGAGCCCCCUUUGAUCUUUGAGUGUAACCAGGCCUGCACCUGUUGGAGGAACUGCAAAAACCGAGUGGUUCAAGGCGGCAUCAAGGUUCGCCUGCAGCUCUACCGAACGGCAAAAAUGGGUUGGGGCGUCCGCGCCCUUCAGACCAUCCCCCAGGGGACCUUCAUAUGCGAGUAUGUAGGAGAAUUAAUUUCUGAUGCAGAAGCUGACGUAAGGGAAGACGAUUCAUACCUGUUUGAUCUAGACAAUAAGGAUGGCGAGGUUUACUGCAUCGACGCCCGUUAUUACGGCAAUGUCAGCCGUUUCAUCAACCACUUGUGUGACCCUAAUAUCAUCCCCGUACGAGUGUUCAUGUUGCACCAGGACCUGCGCUUCCCCCGCAUUGCUUUCUUCAGCAGCCGGGACAUUCAGACUGGUGAAGAACUUGGAUUUGACUACGGGGACCGUUUCUGGGACAUCAAAAGCAAAUAUUUCACCUGCCAGUGCGGUUCGGAGAAAUGCAAACAUUCGGCAGAAGCGAUUGCCUUGGAACAGAGCCGCUUGGCUCGCCUAGAGGCCCACCAGGAUGUGCUGCCGGACAGCAGCAGCUUCCCCGCCUCUCAGGUUUAACCUGAGUCCCGCUGCCCUUCUGCAUGUGAAAUCGCUUCUCCUCCUCCCGGACCCACCCCUGACUUCCCCUUCCUUCCAUCUCCAUCGUGGACUUGUCGUUUAGGAACACCGAAGCUGCUCAGCUCCAAGAGGAAUUUGCCUUAAGAGAUGCCACGUUGGUGGAAGGAGAGAAGAAGACAGAAGACACAUGUCUGGAGAGAGGUGGGGCGGGUGGGGGGGGUGUUGU
Ahaetulla prasina is the source of this 4089-nucleotide messenger RNA. It is a transcript of the gene EHMT2, whose product is annotated as euchromatic histone lysine methyltransferase 2. Gene Ontology annotation, molecular function: p53 binding; histone methyltransferase activity; zinc ion binding. The coding region runs from base 63 to 3863 and encodes 1266 amino acids. The record is from RefSeq and is a predicted model, not a curated record. The transcript is spliced from 27 exons. Gene Ontology annotation, cellular component: nucleus. Lineage: Eukaryota; Metazoa; Chordata; Lepidosauria; Squamata; Colubridae.